Molecule: messenger RNA, 1098 nt
Organism: Miscanthus lutarioriparius
Lineage: Eukaryota; Viridiplantae; Streptophyta; Magnoliopsida; Poales; Poaceae
Source: the annotation of a GenBank genome assembly
AUGGCUGGGGUUAUCUCUCACCAAGCGCUGGCAUCUUCGCAAUCCCACUGGUGCCCUGCGAAGAACUCUAGAUUCGAAAAGAGGACGGGCAGUGUCCGCUUGGUUUAUGUAAAGGGAAGCUGUGGUUCAAGCAGCCGAAAACUGGGUUUGGUGUGGGCCUCGAGCUCGCAGUCUUCUGUCAUGGAGCCGAUGCACCUACCAUCGGAUGGCAACAGUGGCCACACCCCAAAGAAAUCAAGUGAAAGCGCUCUUAUAUUGAUUCGGCAUGGUGAAUCCCUGUGGAAUGAGAAAAAUCUGUUUACUGGCUGCGUUGAUGUACCCCUGACACCAAAGGGUGUUGAGGAGGCCAUUGAGGCAGGUAAAAGGAUAUGCAAUAUCCCAAUCGAUGUAAUAUAUACUUCAUCACUGAUUCGUGCUCAGAUGACCGCAAUGCUUGCCAUGAUGCAGCAUCGGCGCAAGAAGAUCCCAGUUAUCAUGCAUAAUGAGAGUGAACAAGCUCACAGGUGGAGUCAGAUAUACAGUGAGGAGACAAGGAAACAGUCCAUUCCAGUCAUAACAGCUUGGCAAUUGAAUGAACGGAUGUAUGGUGAGUUACAAGGCCUUAAUAAGCAAGAAACUGCAGAUCAAUUUGGCAAAGAACAAGUUCAUGAGUGGCGCCGCAGUUAUGAUAUCCCUCCCCCAAAUGGAGAAAGCCUAGAGAUGUGUGCUGAGAGAGCUGUUGCUUAUUUCAAAGACCAGAUUGUUCCACAACUUGUGGCUGGAAAACAUGUGAUGGUUGCUGCACAUGGGAAUUCACUUCGUUCAAUUAUAAUGCAUCUGGACAAAUUAACUUCUCAAGAGGUAAUAAGCCUUGAGCUGUCUACUGGCAUUCCCAUGCUUUACAUAUUCAAGGAAGGAAAGUUUAUUCGGCGUGGGAGCCCAGUAGGACCUUCGGAGGCCAGUGUUUAUGCUUAUACCAGGAUUGACCAAGACGAUAACAGUUCUGCUGGUCAAUAUCUGGAUGCUCACAAAGCUCAUGUAUUUGUGUUUUACAUGAUUCUAACCGUUGAACAAUUUAAUGAACCUCAGAAAGUUUUACUUAACCUUUGUGAAAUGUAA